Molecule: messenger RNA, 2755 nt
Organism: Onychostruthus taczanowskii (white-rumped snowfinch)
Lineage: Eukaryota; Metazoa; Chordata; Aves; Passeriformes; Passeridae
Gene: KIF17
Product: kinesin family member 17
Biological process (GO): microtubule-based movement
Molecular function (GO): microtubule binding; microtubule motor activity; ATP binding
Source: RefSeq, a predicted model, not a curated record
UGUGUGUGUGGGGCUGCCCGCCGUGUCCGUCACUGCCCCCGUGUCCAUCACUGACCCCUGUGAGGUGGCCGGGGCGAUGGCCGCGGAGGCGGUGAAGGUGGCCGUGCGCUGCCGGCCGCUGAGCGGGCGUGGGGCGGCCCUGGGGCUCCGGGCCAUCGUCGGCUGGACAGCGCGGGGCCGGUGCCUGGUGCGGAACCCCGCGGAGCCCCCCCGGCCGUUCUCCUUCGACGGGGCGUUCGGCGGGCAGCGCAGCACCGAGCACAUCUACAACGAGAUCGCCCCCCCGCUGGUGGAGGGUGUCAUGGAAGGCUGCAAUGGCACCAUCUUUGCCUAGGGCCAGACUGGCAGUGGGAAGUCCUUCACCAUGCAGGGAGUUGCAGAUCCUUCCUCACAGAAAGGGAUCAUUCCCAGGGCAUUUGAACACAUCUUUGAGCCUGUACAGUGUGCUGAAAACACCAAGUUCCUGCUGAGAGCCUCCUACCUGGAGAUCCACAAUGAGGACAUACGAGACCUUCUAGCAGCUGACACCAAGCAGCAGCUGGAGCUGAAGGAGUGCCCGGAGCAGGGGGUGCACGUGCAGGGGCUGUCCCUGCACAGCGUGGCCCAGUGUGAGCAGCUGAUGGCAGGCUGCAGGAACAGAGCAGUGGCCUUCACCCUCAUGAACAAGGGCUCCUCCUGCUCCCACUCCAUCCUCACUGUCUGCAUGGAACUCUGCGCCCUCGAUGAGCGAGGGCAGGAUCACCUCAGGGCUGCCAAACUCAACUUGGUGGAUCUGGCAGGAAGUGAGAGACAGGCAAGGACUGGUGCUACAGGAGAGAGGCUCAAAGAGGCCACCAAAAUCAGCCUUUCCCUGUCUGCCCUGGGCAACGUCAUCUCGGCCCUGGUGGAUGGCAGGUGCAGACACAUUCCCUACCGAGACUCCAAGCUGACCAGGCUGCUCCAGGACUCCCUGGGGGGGAACAGCAGGACCCUGAUGGUGGCACGCGUGUCCCCGGCUGAUGACAGCUGCGAAGAAAGCCUCGGCACCUUGUGUUGCACCAGUCGAGCCAGGAACAUCAGGAACAAGCCCUGCAUCAGUGAGGACCCCAAGGACACCCUGCUGAGGGAGUACCAGGAGGAGAUUAAGAAGCUGAAGGCCAUUCUGGCUCAACAGAUGGGCACGAGUGACUUGUCAGGGCUUCUACCUGCUGAGGCUGCUCACCUGGGAGCAAAUCCAGCUCCCUGCCUCAAACCCCAGGUGGAUCUGGAAGCAGAGAAGCAGCUGAUCAGAGAAGAGUUCCAGGAGAGGCUCACCCAGCUCCAGGCCAGCUCCCAAGCAGAGCAGGCGUCCUGCGCCCGCCCGGAGAAGGACAUCAGCAGCCUGAGGGAUGACUUUGAUCUCAAGGUGUCUGUUCUCCAGGAUCUCCUCAGGAAGGAAGCAGCUGACACACGGACUAGAACAAUUUCUGACCACACACUUUCAUAUGAAGAUGCUGUUGCUGCAGCACAUGAAGAGCCAACAUCAGCCCAGGACCCAGCUGGGACUGUCACAGACACCAGUGGGGUGAAGGGCAGUGCUGGAGCAGUGGGAGCUGUCACUGCCCCGGGGAUUUCCCUGCCUGCAGACCAGCAGCUGGUGCUUGCCAGGCUGCAGGUGCUGGAGCAGCAGGUGGUCGGGGAGCAGGCUCAGAACGAGGACCUGAAGGAAAAGCACGAACGCCGGAAGAAGCACACGGACGAGCCGAGGCUGCAGCUGGCCGCCCUGCAGGAAUCCAGCGAGGACAGCAGCGAGCCGGCUCUCCUCAACGUCUGCGACUCCAUCCAGGAGGAGGUUCCAGCCAAGAGCAAGGCGCUGGAGAAGGUGAGGGAGCAGCUUUUGUGUCCAGAGACCGAGAUCAAAGACCUGCAGCUGGAGUUUGGGCUGGAGAAGAUGGAUUACCUGAGCACCAUCCGGCGCCAGGAGCGAGACCUGCAGCUCUGCCAGCAGCUGCUGGAUCAGGUGCAGUCCCUUGUGCAGCGGGACUGCAACUACAGCAACCUGGAGAGGACCCGUGAGCCCGUGUGGGCCGAGGAGAGCGGCUGCUGGAGAAUUCCAGAGCCUGUCACUCAAAGAACCCACCGGCCCGCAGCGGUCCCAGCCCUGCCACAGCCCAAACCUGGCCGGACAAGCCCCUCGAAUGAGAGGAGCCAGCGCGUUUGCCACCUGCAGCCCGAGGAAGACCACUACAGGCUGGUGCUGGACAGGAGCGACAGCGAGACCAUCGCCAGCAACUACUUCCGAUCCCGGCGAGCCAGCCAGAUCCUUCAGCUGGACCAAGGUAAUGCCCUUUUCCCAGAUAUUGCCGGCACUCUUCAUUUUCCUCCCUUUCCUUGAGAAACCAAACGGCAACCCACCCAGGAUCAACUCUGCCUCAACCCCUUGACCUCUCAGGGGUUUCUCGCAGGACGCAGCCGCAUUUUGGCGUCCUGCACUGACCCACCACAGCCCCUUCCUCUCCUCUCGCAGCUCCCGCGGGUUCCGAGGGGGCUGCGGGCAGCACCGGCACCGCGCCCCGGGCCCGGCCCUUCCGCCUGCAGUCCCUGGCGCCCAGCGCCGACACCAAGCGCAGGAAGGGCAACGCCAGCUCCAGCGCCCGCCGCUUCUGACCCACCGCGGGCAUGGGCGGCCCGGGCCACCGCGGCCGCCGGCGCCGCGCAGGAGGGAGGGGACGGCGGCGGGGCCCCCCCUUGUCCGCGGCGGCCGCGCUGAGUCGCGAUAGCGCUGUCGCGACAGUGA